Angiostrongylus costaricensis is the source of this 1350-nucleotide messenger RNA. The record is from the annotation of a GenBank genome assembly. Lineage: Eukaryota; Metazoa; Nematoda; Chromadorea; Rhabditida; Metastrongylidae.
AUGAAAAUGAAUGUGGUCGAUGAUCUUGUGAUUCGAUCCGAGCCCACGUAUACGGAGACUGAUCCAACGCCGGAUGUUAUCGGUCUGGAAUUCGUGCGUCAGUAUUACACCAUUUUGUCCAAGCAACCUGGCAAUGUGCACAAAUUCUAUAGCCACGAAUCUGUGUUUGUACACAAUGACGUCACUGUUGUCGGGCAACAGGGAUCGUUCACGUCGAACAAGGGGAUCGUUCUGCAAGUGUGUGGCGAGGUGUCCACUCGUCGCUUUUUCCAGACAUUCAUUCUCGCACAACAGAGUGCUAAGAAAUUCUACGUGCAGAAUGACAUCUUCCAAUUCGUCGAUGUUGCGUUCCAUUGUGAGUCUCAGGAUUCGCCAGCACCUCCGGCGUCCAGUGAAUCAGCCGUUGCCGAGGUACAAAUUCGAUUCGUUUCAGUACUGAUACUUUUGUUACGUUUGUUCGAAAAAAGUGUGGGAAUUUCCGCCCAACUUCGGAAGAUAUUGGUAUACAAGAAGAUACUUAUUCUGUUUCGAGCAUUGGUUACCUUCAUCUUUGUAUUUUUCUCUUGCGCACAAUCUGUUGAAAUCGAUCUGGUGCAAAACGGCCACAAUCAUUCGCAUUCGUCAAUUGCAUUGAGUUGCGAAGAAACGCCUGCUAUGACAAGCGUCGUUUCUCAUGCAAAAGUGGCUCCGGUGAAAAAUCCUACGAUCCCAUCAACGGAAGAGAUAUCCAUUAAAGAGUCACCACCUGUGGAGAACACACUCAAAUCCAAGGUGGAACAGACGAAUCUGGAAACAACGGUGCCUCUAUCUGCUGAUAAUACUCCAAAGACUUGGGCCCAUCGUGUGGGAGGAGGACCUAAGAGUCCAGCUGCUCCAUCUGCAGCUCUGUCAGGACAAAAGUCAUCUGCAACAAAUAAUGCGAGUGGCCCUGCAGCUACGCGAGUCCAACAAGUUACCCGUCCACAUGUGCAAACAAAUGAGUUUGGCGAAGUUGAGUCAGUGGCGAUUCCUCGUAAAGUUCUCGACCAACCAAACGAUACAUCACGUAAUGGCUUCGCUUUCAUCUCAAUGCGAACUGCUGUUGACGCACAGAACGUCUUUCAGAAAGCUCGCAAGGAUGAUCGUGGAACAUAUCACCUUCAGCUACGUCUUGAUGCGUUUGGAUUUGACGGAGAAGUGACCAUUUCCGAACAGAAAGACCGUAUGGAUAGACCGAGCGGAGGAUUUCGUGGUAAUCGCAGUGGGUUCAUUUCACGAGGUGGAGCGAGUUCAUUUUCACGCAGCGGUGGCAGAGGUCGAGGUGGAGGCGGUGGUUUCCGUGGUGGCUUUCACAAUCAGAGCAAUCAUUAG